This is a messenger RNA of Solanum tuberosum (potato), 1779 nucleotides long. Its product is annotated as transcription factor MYB46. Bases 60 to 1127 code for a protein of 355 amino acids. Lineage: Eukaryota; Viridiplantae; Streptophyta; Magnoliopsida; Solanales; Solanaceae. The transcript is spliced from 2 exons. The record is from RefSeq and is a predicted model, not a curated record.
UCAUAUAUUUGUUUUCUCCUCCUCCUCAUCUUCUUAGGGUUUUUAAGUCUUUGUUAUCGAUGAGGAAGCCGGAACAUAAUAAUACAACGAUGAAGGAGAAGGAGAAAGUGAAUAAAUUAGGGAAAUUAAGAAAAGGCUUAUGGUCACCAGAAGAAGAUGAGAAAUUGAUGAGUUACAUGUUAACAAAUGGUCAAGGAUGUUGGAGUGACAUUGCUAGAAAUGCUGGAUUACAAAGAUGUGGUAAGAGUUGUCGUCUUCGAUGGAUUAAUUACUUGAGGCCUGACCUUAAACGCGGCGCCUUUUCUCUUCAAGAAGAAGAACUCAUUGUUCAUUUGCAUUCUAUUCUGGGAAAUAGGUGGUCACAAAUUGCGGCUCGUCUUCCUGGGAGGACAGAUAAUGAAAUCAAGAAUUUCUGGAAUUCCACGAUAAAAAAAAGACUGAAAAACAACAACAACAACAGUAACAACAGCACGCCAUCGCCUAACACGAGUGAUUCUUCGAUGGGAGGAAUAUUUCCAAUGCAAGGGCACGAUGUAAAUGUUAUGGCAGCGUUAUGCAUGGAUAAUUCAUCGUCUACUACUUCAGGAUCAUCCAUGCAAGCCAUGGUACCUAGAAACCAUUUCAACCCUUUCCCUCAGCUUGAUAACACAAGCUACGAUAUAUCUGGAUUAGUCGAGCCAGUGAAUUUAGGUCAAUUUGGUUGUAGCGGAGGUGAUGGUGGAUUUUUGGACUAUGGAGUUGUGGAAACUUAUAGUAUGAUGGGGUUAGGAAGUGAUGAAUUUUCAAUACCUUCUUUAGAGGGUGUUAAUAAUAAGAGUACUACUACUAUGGGGGAGAAUAAUAAUAGUAAUGUUGAUUUUAAUAGUAAUAAUAUUGUUAGUGGUGCUAAUGACUAUGAUUCCAUAAUUGAGAAGAAAAUUACAAAUGGUAACAACAACAACAACAACCAACACUUGAUGAAUAUGAGUGGAAGUAGUGAUCAAAGCUUAAAGGUUGAAGACUAUAUGGUUGGUUUUGGGAAUCAUCAUCAUUGGCAUGGAGAAAGCUUAAGAAUUGGAGAAUUUGAUUGGGAAGGUUUGUUGGCAAAUGUUUCCUCUUUACCUUACCUUGAUUUUCAAGUUGAAUAACUAUUCUCUCCAACCCUUUCAACCCCACACAUACCCCCACAAAAAUGACACAAAUACCCUUCUUCCCAAUAUUUCUUUCUUUUUUUGAUAAUCGUACGUUUAAACUCAGAAGACCAGUAAUGAAGCAAGAUUCGAAAUUCAGUGAAUAAUAGGUCUGUCGAAACUUUUAUCUUCCUUCCCAUAUCUUCUUCUUCUUCUUCCUUCAAUUCAUUAUACAUAAAUUGUCCCCCUCCUCAAUUCUCCACAACUUCAUCUUAGAGAAAAUUUUGAGAUAUACUUCUUUUCUUUAUUUGCAAUUAUCUAAUACUUCCACUAGAUUUUCUUUUUGUUUACCAUUUCCUUUUUUUUUCUUUGAAUCGUACAUUGAGGAAUAUUAUGGGGAUUCUAGGGGAGAAAUAACAAUCUUUCUCAUCAAGAAUUGAGCAAAGUGUGAAUAGAAAAAUGAGCAAAGUACAGAUCGAUCAUAUAGAAGAUUAUGAAGAGAAAGUAAAUAAAAAGGUCAAAAUUGUUGAUUUGUAAGCAGUAUUUGUGUACAGAUGUGGAUCAAUUUAAUCAAUCAAUAAUCUUUUGAAUUUUAGUCAGUUACAUGUUUCUCAGAAAUAUAGAUAGAGAAAAUUGUUGUACGUACUUUGUAUUUACAAAGGAAUAAGAA